Molecule: messenger RNA, 2873 nt
Organism: Stegostoma tigrinum
Lineage: Eukaryota; Metazoa; Chordata; Chondrichthyes; Orectolobiformes; Stegostomatidae
Gene: hus1
Product: HUS1 checkpoint clamp component
Exons: 8
Coding region: 43-897 (284 amino acids)
Biological process (GO): nucleotide-excision repair; mitotic intra-S DNA damage checkpoint signaling; telomere maintenance
Cellular component (GO): site of double-strand break; checkpoint clamp complex; nucleolus
Source: RefSeq, a predicted model, not a curated record
UCGCGCGUUGACGAGCUCAUUCUAUAUCCGGUCGACGCAAGGAUGAAGUUUAGAGGGAAGAUCGUUGAUGUUGGUUGCUUAAAUCAUUUUACCCGCGUUGUGAACACAAUCUCCAAACUCACAAAGUCAUGUAUUCUAAGACUUACCAGUGACAAGCUCUACUUUAUCUUUUCUGACAAAGUGGCCAGUGGAGGUGUUGCAAUGUGGUGUCAGCUGUUUCAGGGUAAUUUUUUUGAUGAGUAUCAGAUUGAAGGAGUAUCAGCAGAGCAUAAUGAAAUUUACCUGGAACUAAUGCCUGAAAACCUUUCAAGAUCCUUGAAAACAGCUCAGAAUGCCAAAACUGUGAAAAUUAAGCUGACAAUGAAGCAUUGUCCAUGUAUCACCAUUGCUGUAGAACUGCCGUCCCUCUCCAGCCACAGUCGCAUUGUUACACACGACAUUCCCAUUAGCAUCAUCCCCAGAAAGCUUUGGAAUGAUUUUGAAGAACCCAGUGUUCCAGAUUUUGAUGUCAGUAUUUAUUUACCAGUACUGAAGAUCAUGAAGAGUGUUGUAGAAAGAAUGAAGAAUCUUGCUAACCAUGUUAUCAUUGAAGCCAAUCAGAAUGGAGAAAUGAAUUUGAAAAUUGAUACUGAUCUGGUGUCAGUGACAACACAUUUUAAAGAACUUGGGAAUCCUCCAUGGGUUGAAGAGGGUACGCAACCUGAUUCCUGCCAAAUAAGAGAUCCAACAAGCAUGGCUGAAGCUAGGAUAGACAUAAAGAGACUUCUUCAGUUUCUUGCUGGACAGCAAGUCAACCCAAGCAAAGCCAUAUGUAAUAUAGUGACUAACAAGGUUAUUCACUUCGUUUUACUGCAUGAAGAUGUGUCUCUUCAGUACUUUAUUCCAGCUGUUGCUUGAGAGACUUCACAUUAACAUCUAAAUGUAUCAUAGACACCUGCAUCCUUGCUUGAAAUGAAAGAGCAUUCUGUCUGAGAAGUCCACAGUGUGACAAGACAUUUAAAUGUGGUGCCAAUAAUUGGACUUGACAUUGCAAUCGCCUUUGUCUUUAGAUCUUGGUAAUUAGUGUCUAAAUUUCAGUUCAGCAUAGAAAGUGUCAAUAAUUUUUCUGCUUUUCUUGAUAGACUUAUCUGAUUUCAUCCAGUUUUCAAUAGCUACUGAAAAUGAAACUCAAUUUUCCAACCUGUCUUAUUAAUGUAUAUGUGGUUUGAGAGCUGAAAAAAACAACUAAAUAGAUCUUCCAUAGAGUUUUGCUUUGCUGCAUAUUCUUUAUUUUUCAUAUCAAAGCAAUCGUUGGAUUUUAAAAUAUACUUCUAGUCUUGAGUGCAUAAUCUGUUACAAUUUCAGUUAUUUUGUUGUUUGGUUUUUCUUCCUUCUUUGUAUUACUGCCAAUUUGUUUAUUUAUUGAAGAUGCAAGACCGAAAACAUUGUCAAAAUUAUUUUCACUAUUUAUGUUUCCAAUAAAGAAAACAAAAUAUGUUCACUUCAAGUGUAGAAGAGUUACAAGAGGCCAUUUGGUCCAGUUGCAUAAACAACUCAGUUAGUCCCACAGUGUCUCCUAUCAUUAUGCAAAUCCUUUCUCUGUAAAUAAUUAUUCAAAAUUUUUUUGAAAACCCUAAGUGAGUCUGUCUCCAGUAAACUCUCAGACAUGCUUUCUGAAGGGGGAGAGGAGAAAUUGUGGGACGUAUUGGUAAUUGUGACAAAAGUCAAAAAAGGAUAAGGUUCUAUAACCAAAUUUAGGGAGCUGGAAAGUAGACUAAAAAGCAGGACCUAAAACGGUAGUAAUGCCUAGGUUCCUUCUGUUGCCACGUGAUUGUGAAUAUUGAAAUAGGAGGCCAGUCCAGAUGAAUGCAUGACUGGAGAGAUGUAGGAGGGGAAGCUUUAGGUUUCUGGAACAUUGAGAUCAACUGGGGGGAAGCGGAGAGUAUCCAAGUUGGAUGGGUUGCACCUGAACCAGAAUGGAACCAACAACCUUAGGGGUGGUUUGCUAGUGUUGUUGAGGAGGGUUUAAUCUAACUUGGCAGGCAUAUGGAAUCCUGAGAGAAGGUUCAACAAGGGAGAUGCAUGGCCAAAAUUAGAGGAUGUAGCAAAGGCGUUGACAAUAAUAGCCAAUUAAAGCUUCAGGGAGUUUGGCACGGUUGGAUGUUAUUUACUUUGAUGCAUGGAGUCUGAUAAACAAGGCAGAUGAGCUGAAAGCACAAAUUACAAUAUGGCAUACAAUGUUAUUGCUAUCACAGACAUGGUUGAGAGAGGGGCAGAAUUGGCAGCUCUAUUCCAGGAUGUAGGGCUUUCAGAAGUUAAAAGGGAAGGGGCUGUUGUAAUAUUGAUCAGGCUAAUCAAUAUAGCAAUAAGGAGGGAUGACAUCUUAGAAGGCUUCUCAAAUGAAUCCAUAUGAGUAGAAGUUAAAAGCCAAAAAGGAGCAGUCAUAUUUCUGGUAGAGUAUGAAAAUUUCCCGAACUGUCAGAGAGAAAUAGAGGACCACAUAGGUAGACAAAUUUCAGUGCAAUGUAAAAGUAAUAGGGUAGUGGUAGUGAGGGAUUUCAAGCUCCUCAACAUUAACUGGUAUUCUUAGUGUGUGCAGAAGUCUUAAAAUGCUUCUUAAAGCCAGCAUGUCAAAGGCCUUACAAGAGAUGGGGCUGUCCAUAAUUUAAGGCGAUGAAGCUGGGCAAGUAGUUGAAGUGUCAGUGGAGGAGCGUUUUUCAGACAACAAUCGUAACUAUUCAAGAUUGUUAUGAGAAAGGACAAGGAUGGGUCUGAAAUUACGGUUCCAAACUGGGGGAAGAUGAUUAGAUAGAUAUGAUUCAGUCAGAGUGGACUGGGAGCAGAUACUUGUUGGUAAAUCUGUCAGGGUAGUGGGACACUGAAGGGAGAGAUCA